Trypanosoma theileri is the source of this 2187-nucleotide messenger RNA. RefSeq lists its product as uncharacterized. Lineage: Eukaryota; Euglenozoa; Kinetoplastea; Trypanosomatida; Trypanosomatidae. The record is from RefSeq and is a predicted model, not a curated record. The transcript has a single exon. Bases 1 to 2187 code for a protein of 728 amino acids.
AUGCUGUACCACGGUUCUCACCCUGAGCAUCCCAUGCAGAUGCUCAGGCAGCCAAGUGCGGGUGUAAUGUGUUCUAUUUGCAAGGCGUGCGCCCACCCAUCUAUGGUAGAGUGGGGAAGUUGUACACAGAAGGGAUGUCACUAUUUCCUCUGUUUAAAAUGCAUAGAAAUUGACGAACAGCUGUUUGAUACACCGCAGGUAAUUAUCCGCAAUCCAGUUUUAUCUCAUGAAGAUAUGGGUGUCUGCCUACGCACACGUCCACGUGGCAACGCACACAUCUUAUGUCCUCUUUACCCUGCGAGGCUAAUGGUGGCUGUUUCCAGUGCGAAGGGAAGCAUUGACCCAAGCGAAACCUAUUACCGAUUGAAAAGCGGUGGAUGGGUUAAUGCUGCCCAUGUUGUCCGUGUGAUUCCAUCCCAACAACUUAUUGAAGAACUCGCUAGAACUCAUCUACGAACAGCAGAUAGACGUAGUGAAGGGUUUAUGCCUCUUGAAGAUGUUUUUAUAUGUAUUGAAGAAAGUUUUCGCUUAAUGGAUGAACGAUCUCCGUAUGGUCCUAUUAUGGCCUCACUUACGUUCCUUCCACUUAUUCAAUAUUCUUCUAGUUUGCACUUAAUAUCACCAGAGGAACGUGUCGCGUUUGUUCGUGCAUCGUUGGGAUUUGUUCACUAUCUUUUUCAUUUCGUACUGGAUGAAGUAAAUCAUUGGUUAAAUAAUGUGGAUCAUAGAAUUAAAAGUACUGUGUUAACACUUUACGUGGAACUAUUGCGAAAUUCACUUGCCGUAACACGUGAUGUAGCUGCAUCUCAAACAUUUUCAUUACCAAGUGAACUUGGACCGCUGGUAACACAGACGGCUAAAGCUGCUGUUGCUUUAAUGCCAAUUGUGGAGUGUGGAACCCCAUCACAAGGUGACCCAGAUGAAAUUAUGCAAACACGUUCCGUUGUAACACGACAAGUGGAUCUUGCAGAAGAGCAAGCAUGGUUAUUUACUUGUUGUCGUAAUAUGGUAGAAAUGGCAGGUUGGUUACUCUUACACACACCUUCCUUUACAUAUGAUUUUAACGAUAUUCAUCCUCUUCGUGUAGCUAUUUCAAUUAUCCCAAAAUCAGAAACCUUAAAACGAAUAUUGUGUCAAGUUGCAACCAAUGCUUUGGAACGAAUGCCUUGUCUACAAAAUAAAAUUCAUGAUUUGGAUGUACUUGAAGUAGCUAUUUCACUUGCUGCCAAAUCGACAUGCGCAGAAAGUCAAAUAGCAGUAUUUAAACUUAUUGGAGCUAUUGCUCAUAAGUCUCCACGGAAUAUAAUGCAAAUAAGUUCAUUGGUUAUUACACCAUUAUUUCAGUUGGCUAAAAAGGCAUUAAAUACAGUAGUAGCUAAUGGAGCCUUUGAAUGUUUUGUAGAGUUAAGUUAUAAUGACCCUCGGGUGGACAGUUCCCGUUUAGACUCAGAAAGUGAGGCAUUAAUCUUUCCUGUAUGUACUGCAGCCGUUCAUCCUAAUGCAGCACCAUAUCAGAUGAUGAGUGUCUAUGAAUUGGAUAUGCACCGCAUGGCCCUUUGUGAACAUUGUAGAAUAACACAUCCACCAGAGAAUGCUGUGCCUGUUGGUGAACCCCAAUUUGCCUACUUUCGUUGUCAAUGUACGUGUUGUAUACACGAAAAGGUACCAAAUCCACUUCCUCCUGCUAAUAUUCCAUCUACCCCGGCCAUUCAAGAAAUGAUAAACUGUGGUAUUUCACAACUGAUGCUCCAUUGGCUUCAUCGUAGUGAAUCAGCUGUGGCCAACAGUGUUGGACGUCUCUCACUUAAGAUUUCAGUGCCGAUGGAAGUGACUAUAGCACUCUACCGUGCAUUACUUAAGCAAACACUUAUUGGCUACAGUGAUGCCGCAUUCGCCAUUGCCGCCCAUUCACAUCACCCUGCGGUACGUGAGAUGCACCGUGAGCACCCGUACGCCGCUAUAUCGCAGUAUCUCUCAUGUCAGCCCGGUUUUCUUCGCUCUACCGUUAUCACAGAUGGAACACCUGGUAAAGAUUCAUACUACGAUGAUACUGACGGACUCUCACCAUCGCCAGAUGUCACAGGGAAAAAGAGUGAUGUGUAUGCAUUAUUGCCGUCUGGAGUUUCUCCUCCUCUCGUUGAUCUUUUCACUGGUCCACAGAAAAUGUACCUCAAUGACGUUCUAUAG